Messenger RNA from Acanthisitta chloris (rifleman), 3577 nucleotides. RefSeq names its product phosphatidylinositol-4-phosphate 3-kinase, catalytic subunit type 2 gamma (gene PIK3C2G). The record is from RefSeq and is a predicted model, not a curated record. Gene Ontology annotation, biological process: phosphatidylinositol-mediated signaling; phosphatidylinositol-3-phosphate biosynthetic process; phosphatidylinositol 3-kinase/protein kinase B signal transduction. NCBI's taxonomy places the organism in Eukaryota, Metazoa, Chordata, Aves, Passeriformes, Acanthisittidae. Gene Ontology annotation, cellular component: plasma membrane; cytoplasm; phosphatidylinositol 3-kinase complex. Gene Ontology annotation, molecular function: 1-phosphatidylinositol-3-kinase activity; 1-phosphatidylinositol-4-phosphate 3-kinase activity.
AUGGCAUACUUUGGGCAGGUGCCUUUCUCACAUGAGGAAUUCCAUGAAGGACAGCCUGGGGACCAAGCAUCUCACACCAUGUUCCACUAUGGUUCUGCUGGAGAGAUCCCUCUGGGAUUUGAUCGAAUAGUUGAUGAAGUCAGCAAUGAAUUUUUUUUCUAUGGUUCAUCACAUUCACAUCAUCAUGAAGAAGUUUUUUUCCCAUCAGAUGUCUUUGGUUUGAAUGUGCCCGACCAGCAUUUUUAUGGUCAGCCUCUGGUUGCUUCUGGAAAGUUUCACCCUGGAAAUACAGUCUCUCCCUGGCAGCAAGGCACAGUAUCACCCAUGGUUGGCUUCAGAUCCUCUUUACUAUCUGAUUAUAGAAACUUCUCUCUGGUGGAUCCUUACCCUUACAGUCCAGACAGACAACUCUAUGGAGGGAACAGUGUAAAUUCAGUCACAAACACAUUUGGUUCAAGUAUGGAAAGAGGGAACACAAAUCUGGGGCUUCAGAUAGGCUUUGACAGUGUAAAUGCUCCAUGUCCUGUUUUCUUAGACAAGUAUCCAUUUGGAGAAGUGAGAGAUGCAAGUGGAAAUGGAGAAGCUUAUUUAAUUGACACUUCCAGAAGAUGUGACAUAGGACCUACAUGGCCCCAUGGCAUUGAGGCUACAGGUUGGUCUAUCCAGCUGGUGGAAGCAAAUCAAGGAAGUAAUGAAAACACAGUUGAUUUUUGCAACACAGUGGAGAAAAUCAGAAAUGCCUAUCCUGCUUUUGACUUGAAGACAAAUACUGGGAAAAUCUGGAGUGUGGCAACAAGGUUCCCAGACCAUAUCCUUGGUGGUACAAAAUUCAGAAUCAGCGUUUGGACAGAUUUUUCACCGUCUCCUCUACUACUUACACAGCAUGCUGGCUGUAUCACUCAUGACUUAAUUGCAGAGAUCCUCCAUUGCACAGCUCAAUCCCUUACCCAGGAGGAAUGUCUUCUGAGUGUGUGUGGGUCUGAUGAAUUCUUGCAAAACAAUCAUACUUUGGGCAGCCAUGAAAGCCUUCGCAAGGCAACCACCUGCAUUCAGCCUACACGACAUAGCAGGAAUUUGAAACAAAGUUUGGCUAGAAUGCCUGGGGAUGAUCGAAGACAGUUCAGUGUGAAUCAGCUGUUUGAAGACACUGGUGCCUUAAGGCUGAUGCAACAGAACCUUAUCUCUGUUAUUAUGAACUAUAGAGGUCAAGUGGAAUAUCUGUUGCAAAAUGAGCAGCAUAAAGUUGAUGAUGUGAUUGAAGCAGCUAAAGCAAUCUGCAGUGUCCUCUGUUUUGUGGAAACCAGAGACAUUACUGAUGCAGUCAAGAAACUCCAUGAAAUGCCAUUGGUGAAAGUACAGGAUUCACUUCAAAGUGUGGAAACACCAGGCAAAGAGGCUGCUGUGACUGAGCUCUCCAUGGCCAUCUCUCGUCUCAUCCAUGUUUACUGCAGCAGCUUUGAUGCAAAUUUCCAGCUUGCCAGCACACCUAAAAGCCCUUCAUGUGCUGCAGACACCAGCCUAGAUUCCCAGCUCAGCUUCACUGUUUAUGCUGCCCAUAACAUCCCAGAAGCCUGGGUGAACAGCUACAAAGCUUUGUCUUUUUCCUGUUUACUAACUUAUGCUGGGAAGACAAUAUGCCAAGUGAAGAUUUGCAAAAAUAUUCCUGUUAAAAGAUCCUUCUUUUUCCUGGCUGACUGGAAUGAGAAAAUCAACUUUCCUCUACGAAUAAAGGCUCUUCCCAGGGAAACCAUGCUGACAAUAAAACUACUGGGUGUAAACAGUGCCUCUAAAAAUACACAAGUGCUUGCUUGGACAUGCUCCCCACUGUAUCCCAAAGAGAGGCUCAUUCAUGGAUCUGUGCUGCUCAGCAUGACUCUCUACAGCACACUCACAACAACAAUGAUCACCCCAGGCAUCUGCUGUACUGAUACACCAACCUCAGUCACAUUGCAGAUUGACUUUCCAGAAAGUAAUUUGGAGUUCAUUAAACUUGAACCCGAAGAAAGAAGAGGUGAUCUUGCAGAGCCAACCCACGAGUGCCUGAAGCAUAUUGCAAGACUUUCACAGAUACAUUCUCUCUUGCUACUCUCAGAGCAACAGAGAAGAAUCUUAUGGUUUUAUCGUUACCACUGCAAUAAUCAAAAUUGCUCCAUUCCUCUGGUGCUGGGCAGUGCACCCAGCUGGGAUCGAACCACUCUGUCAGAAAUGUAUGCUGUGUUGAGCAGUUGGAGGUUUUCUAACCCUCUAGAGGCACUUGGCCUUCUGACUUUCAGUUUUCCAGAUCAAGAUAUUCGCAGAACAGCAGUCCAGCAAUUGGAAAAUAUGUCAAAUGAUGAAUUGUUAGAAUACCUCCCACAGCUGGUGCAGGUACUCAAGUUUGAGUGGAGUCUUGAAAGUCCUCUAGUGAAACUCCUGCUGCAUCGUUCUCUUCAGAGCAUACAAGUAGCCCAUCAGCUUUACUGGCUGUUGAAGAAUGCACAGAAUGAAGUUCAUUUCAAAAUGUGGUAUAAGAAACUGCUGGCUGCUCUCCAGUUCUGUGCUGGACAAGCCCUGAACAAUGAGUUUUCUAAGGAAGGGAGACUCAUCAGAAUUCUGGAAGAUAUUGCCACAGAAGUGAAAGCUGCCAGUGACCCAAAAAGAAAGGAGGUGUUAAAGGUGGAACUCCACAGACUUCAGCAGUUCUUCCAGGAGGUAAAGGUUUGUCGGCUCCCCCUGAACCCUGCACUCGUUGUCCAAGGCAUAGAGGCAGAUUCAUGUUCAUAUUUCACAUCCAAUGCUUUUCCAUUAAAAAUCUCCUUCAUCAAUGCGAAUGCUCCAGGUGGAAACAUCAAUGUUAUUUUUAAGGUUGGUGAUGAUCUACGGCAAGAUAUGUUGGUUCUGCAGAUUAUUCGAGUGAUGGACAACAUUUGGCUCCAAGAGGGACUGGAUAUGCAGAUGAUCACUUAUAGGUGUUUAUCUACAGGGAAAGGACAAGGAUUGGUGCAGAUGGUGCCAGAUGCAACCACACUAGCAAAGAUCCACAGGGAGUCUGGACUGAUAGGACCAUUGAAAGAGAACACAAUUAACAAGUGGUUCCGUCAUCACCACCCUCUGGAAUCAAGUUACCAAGAGGCAGUAAGGAAUUUCUUCUAUUCCUGUGCUGGUUGGUGUGUUGUUACCUUCAUUCUGGGAGUUUGUGAUCGACACAGUGACAACAUCAUGCUGACAAAAGCUGGACACAUGUUCCACAUAGAUUUUGGAAGAUUUUUAGGUCAUGCACAGAUGUUUGGAAGCAUAAAAAGGGACCGAGCUCCCUUCAUCUUCACAUCAGAGAUGGAGUAUUUCAUCACAGAAGGUGGAAAAAACCCACAGCGUUUCCAAGAGUUUGUGGAGCUUUGUUGUCGAGCUUAUAACAUAGUCAGGAAACACAGCCAGUUACUCUUGAACCUGCUGGAGAUGAUGCUGCAUGCAGGAUUGCCUGAGCUAAACAGCAUCCAGGAUCUGAAGUAUGUGUAUGAUAACCUCCGUCCUCAGGACUCAGAUCUCCAGGCUACAAGCUACUUUACAAGGAAACCAGAAUAUAAUUUAGAAACCUUAU